Mizuhopecten yessoensis (Yesso scallop) is the source of this 2223-nucleotide messenger RNA. Its product is annotated as peptidyl-prolyl cis-trans isomerase-like 4. Gene Ontology annotation, cellular component: nucleus. The record is from RefSeq and is a predicted model, not a curated record. Gene Ontology annotation, molecular function: RNA binding; peptidyl-prolyl cis-trans isomerase activity. The coding region runs from base 62 to 1546 and encodes 494 amino acids. NCBI's taxonomy places the organism in Eukaryota, Metazoa, Mollusca, Bivalvia, Pectinida, Pectinidae. The transcript has 12 exons. Gene Ontology annotation, biological process: protein peptidyl-prolyl isomerization.
CCACCUCCAUUUGACAAGAGUCGACCCGUUUCAAAACGUGAGCUGAUGAGAAGCAGGCGAAAUGGCUGUAGUUUUGGAAACAUCUCUUGGGGAUCUGACGAUAGAUUUGUUUACUGACGAAAGACCAACAUGUUGCAAGAACUUCCUGAAGCUGUGCAAAGUGAAAUACUACAAUUUCUCACUUUUCCAUUCUGUACAGAGAAAUUUAGUUGCACAAACAGGAGACCCUUCAGGAACAGGCCGAGGAGGAGAGUCCGUGAAUGGCUUGCUAUAUGGGGAACAAGCACGGUACUUUGACAUGGAGCUUGUACCCAGGAUGAAGCACAAGAAAGUUGGUACUGUUUCUAUGGUCAACAAUGGAGGAAAUAUGCAUGGUUCUCAGUUUUUCAUAACUCUUGGUGAAAACCUUGAUUACCUGGACGGGAAGCACACCGUGUUUGGGGAGGUGUCGGAAGGACUGGACGUACUGAUGAAGAUCAACGAAGCUUAUUGUGAUGAGGAACACCGACCCUACCAGGAUAUCAGGAUAUACCACACAGUGAUCCUGGAUGAUCCGUACGAUGACCCCUCAGGGUUGAAAGUCCCUGACCGAUCACCAGAACCUACACAGGAACAACUCAAGAGUUUGCGUAUUGGGGCAGACGAGGAAAUUGACGACUUUAAGGGGAUCGACGGCGACAAAAUCAAAGAGAUCAUGGAGCAGAAGGAGGCCGCAGCUAAUGCCCAGCUGCUGGAGGUCAUCGGAGAUCUCCCUGACGCAGACAUCAAACCCCCGGAUAAUGUCCUUUUUAUCUGUAAACUCAACCCAGUCACCUCCGAGGAAGACCUAGAGAUCAUUUUCUCCAGAUUUGGGACAGUAGAGAGCUGUGAAGUGAUAAAGGACCAGAAGACCGGAGAGUCACUACAAUAUGCCUUUGUAGAGUUUGAAAAGGAGGAAGACUGUGAGCGUGCAUACUUCAAGAUGGACAAUGUACUUAUUGACGAUCGCCGCAUACACGUGGACUUCAGUCAGUCUGUGGCAAAGAUCAAAUGGAAGGGCAAAGGCAAAGGAGUGGAGAAGGUAAAGGACCAGGAUGAAGAAAAAGGGCCGGGCUAUGUGCUGAAGGACAGAAGUCGUAAACAAGAUCCUAAGUAUGACCUGUUGUUUGGAGAGGAAGAAGAAGAAGAGGAUACAAGCAGGAAAAGCAAAAAGAAGAAAAAACACAAACACAAAGAAGAACGAAACUACAGUGACGACGAGGACAAUGUAUCGUCAAAAAAACAGAAAAAACACAAGAAACAGCGCCAUGCUAGUAGAUCUCGGUCCAGAAGUCCAGCGGUGAGUAAACAGAGAGCAAACAGAUCGCGGUCCAGAACUCCAACAAAAAGUAAACAAAGAACAUACAGAUCUCCGGACAGAGGAGGAGGAGGAGGAGGAGGAGCAGACAGACAUCGGGAUAGACGUGACAGAUCACCCCAGAGAGACAGACAUCGGGACAGAUCCCCGGACAGAUAUAGAGAGAAACAAUCAGACUCAAGAUACCGAUCUGAUAAACACCGGAGAUGACCUCUAGUGUAAAAGGCUAGAAAUGUUGUUACCGUGGCGAUAGUUCUGCUGCUGCUGUUAUUCCGGGUACUGGACACUCGAUUGAGAAACAGCACUAUAAAGAUAGAGGUUACUGCUUACCAGUAUGUAAUGGGAAAAGAAAACCGUCAAUGGCUUCAGGCCCGAAGUGCCUACCAUUCAGGAAACAGUAACAUGGGAAGUCCGUGUUCAGAUUAAUGUCAUUCAUACUCUGAUUUCUGAAAAAAACUUCGCUCUUAAAUAUAUAAAGGUCAAAUUUCGAUUUCUCAAAAAAUCGUUUUGUUUAAGUCACAUAUUUAAUCUAUGUAUGACAUUGCGUAAAUGUUUUUUUCGUACAUAAAAACAUUUUUGUCCAAUCAUUUUCUUGAGAUUUUCAUGAUCAUUCAUGUUGAUCAAAAUUUACUUCAAAAAUCAUUACAUGUUGCUGAAAAUACAAAAUACUGCCAUGUUUUGUAAUAAAACAAUAUUUUUAUAUGACAUUUGAUCGAUAUGGUUGUUUUCAAAAGCAUAACGUAGUUGGAUCGAAUACUGAAAGUCCAACACCUUUGAUAGGUGUACACUGUCAAACCUUGUUGCAUCAUUGUUAUGACAGAUAUACAACCUGAACAGUAUUGGAUGUUUCCAAGUUCAGGAUUCCGUAGGGUUGUCAAAAACUUUAA